AUGUCUACCUUCGCUCUUCUCGUGGUCUGCGUCCAAGCUUGCUUGUUCCAGAAUGUAUUCUGCUGGAUCGCUGAACCGGCUUUGGCUGCUGGUCCUCUUGGCUGUGCCUCCGGCUUAGCAGGAAUCCCAGCGCCUUUCGGCCGUGCACCUUUCGCUCCCGCUUUGGCCCCUGCCGCCUUGGCCCCAGCUGUUUUGGCUCCUGCUGCUUUUGCCCCUGCUCCAUUCGCCCCUGCUCCAUUUGCACCAGCUCUAUCUCCAGCUGUGUAUGAAGCCGGUAUUGGCGCGUACGGUGGCGAAGGCAUUGGUGACGUAGCUGUUGCUGGAGAGAUGCCAGUUGCUGGUACCACAAUGGUAGCUGGACAGGUGCCCAUACUUGGUGCUGUGCGUUUCGCGGGUGAUCUUCCAGCUGGUGGUGUUGUCACCAUUGUCGGAAACUCAGGUGCUGGAAGAUACGCCUGCUAA
This is a messenger RNA of Pieris macdunnoughi, 462 nucleotides long. NCBI's taxonomy places the organism in Eukaryota, Metazoa, Arthropoda, Insecta, Lepidoptera, Pieridae. The record is from the annotation of a GenBank genome assembly.